CUGAUCACCUGUGUUUUUACAAGAAGACAGAUUGCAAAUUUUGCAGGGCGAAUAAACAUUCAUGGCAGGCUAUGCUGAAAGAAGGAUCUUGCUGGUCGGAAAAACAGGAGAUGGUAAAAGCAGCUCAGGGAACACCAUUUUAAAAAAUGAAUCUUUUCAAGUGAUGUCAAGUCCGUCCUCAUUCACAUCCACAAGUGUGGCAGGGAAGAAAUACUACAAAAAAAGAAUUAUUAAAGUGGUGGACACGCCAGGAUUUUUUGGAUCUGAUGAAAUUGAGAAACAUACUGGUGAUAUAGAGAACACAGAUGGGGCAGACUCGUCAGUUGACCAAAAACUUGCAAUGGCAAAAAGUAUAACUGAGUGCUGCCCUGGCCCUCAUGCUGUGGUCAUUGUGCUCAGAGUGGGAAGAUACACAAAACACGAGAUGGAAACUGUGGAGCAUCUCAUAAAAUGUUUUGGUGAAGAGGUCUUCAAGUAUGCAGUGGUUCUCUUCACCAAUGGCCAUGACCUUGAACGUAAAACAACCAUUGAACAAUUUGUGAAAAUGAAUGGCAACCUUCAGAAGCUUGUGGAGAAAUGUGGAGGUCGCUGCCAUGUUAUUGACAACAAGCACUGGAACUCCAAUGUAUUUGGCAACCGAAGCAAUAGAGUUCAGGUAAACAGGCUGCUGCAUACUAUCGAGGAGGUUGUGAGAGCAAAUGAGGGCCAACACUACACAAAUGAUUUUCUUGUGAUGGUGGACAAAGAUAUGGAGAUGGAAAGAGAGAAGAUACGUGAAGAGAACAAAACAAAUCUGUCUGAUCAGGAAACCAUGGAGGAAGCCAAGAAAAAAGUGUACUGGAAAAUAACUGCGGCGGGCUGUGCUACCGGAGUGUUGCUGGGCGCUCUGCUUGGGAUUCCUGUGCUGGUAGGAGCUGGUGCGUACCACUUUGGCAAGAGCCUGAAGGAUGUCCUUCUAGCCCUGUCCAAAGCAACACUAGCUGGAGCUGCAGCAGGGGCAGGGGUAAUGGGAGCAGGGGCAAUGGGAGCAGGAGCAGCAGGGGCAGUAGGAGCAGCAGAGGCAGGAACAAUAGCAGCAAGCACAGCAGCCGAGGCAGGGGCAGCUGUAGGUCUUGGGGUUGUAGCUGGUAUAACUGCUGGGGUGGUUGGAGGCGUGAUGGUUGCUAGUGGUGCAGUAAUAGGAGGGAUUGUAGGAGCCAAAGCUGCUGGAGAGGCUCAGAGCCCAGGAGAUGCUGCAGAGAUGGCCAAAGAUGCUGUCUGUGAUGGAGUUAAGAAUUUAUUUUGCAAGGAGAAUAAUGUAUAUUGUGGAGAUUACGGUAAAAUCUGAGUAUAAUUUUUUGUUUGUAUUAUAUGAUCAUGACAGUAUGACCAUGAACAAUGGCGUGUCUCAGUUCUGUCUCCCUGUCUGAUGUUGUAUUCCAUCGUCUUCUCCUCAUGUUCCAUCCUAUUACCUUUGUUUACUUCCUGUAUCCUGUUUCAGGUGUUCCUUUGUUUAUCCUUAAAGUAAAGAUACACAUCCCAGGUCACAUUUAUACUGUAUAGAUGCAGGAUCCAAGUAGGCUGCAAUAGCUCCCAUAUCAGUUAUCAGUUAUUUUUUAUGUUACGAGCUGUUUCCUCUUCCUCAGACUUUCCAUGAUUGCUUUUUUAAUUCCACUCUAAUGUUAAAUAUUGUUAACCAGCUGACAACUUCUCUGCUAAAUGAGGCUGUACUUUUUAAAAUUGUAGUUUAUAUUUUUAACUUUUAAUAAAAUGAAACCAGUCAAUUGAUCAUUGCAAUUACGUAAUUCCCUUGUGAUAUGUAAUAAAAAGUUUGACAUGUCCAGGAAUAUCAAAACACAUAGCAAAAGGCCAGUCAAUUGCUUCCUCGUCAAUUGCUUCGCAAACACUGUUUUGUUCCAGCCCGGGAGGUUGGGAACCCCUAAUUUAAAGUAAUGUAAAUAAAUCUUAGAUCAUCAUACAUCAGAAUAAACAUCUGCAGACCAAUAUCUGCUGGUACUUCAUCAUUCCUGUCCUGUACACAUUACUCUGCAUGUCUUGCAGUCUUUUUCCAGUUGUUUACAAUUUUUUUUCUGAAUGCGUAACCCUAACCGUGAUUCUUAU
Molecule: messenger RNA, 2100 nt
Organism: Sardina pilchardus (European sardine)
Lineage: Eukaryota; Metazoa; Chordata; Actinopteri; Clupeiformes; Clupeidae
Product: GTPase IMAP family member 7-like
Exons: 2
Coding region: 62-1327 (421 amino acids)
Molecular function (GO): GTP binding
Source: RefSeq, a predicted model, not a curated record